GCAAUUCACGUGGGUGCAGUGGAGUGAUCCAGUGGCCGCUGGUCGGUUGAAUUCACCAGUCCAGCUCCCCUAAACACGAGAAAACAUGGUAGAUGAAGCUGGUGACAGAGAUGAAUCAGCGACUGUGGCAAUCAUCAGAGAAGUCUACGACAGUGCGAAUGCACAUGAGGCUUUCGAAUAUGAAUUGGAGAGAGCACUCGAGGCUGAAUACAAUCUGAUUGUCAUUGAGCCAUCGAAACUUGGAGAUGAGACCUCCAGGUGGAUUACUGUGGGGAAUUGCCUUCAUAAGACAGCAUCGCUGUCUGGAAUAGCCGCUAUCAUCACUGGUGUUGUUUGGGGCGACAAACCAUACAUUUGCGGUACAUUUGGAAUAACAGCUGUGGUAACUUGUGGACUUUACACAGUAUCAUGGCAAUUUGAUCCAUGCUGCCAAUAUCAAGUAGAAACUGACACGAGUAAAUUACCUCAUGUUGAACUUCUAGCUGUUCUGGGACCUUCAUCCCCAACAUUUCUCGUAAGAAAAGAUGACAAAAGACGUAGAAUACUCCAUACAACAAUUACCCUCACUGCAUUCAGUAUCUGUGCAUGGAGGCUCUAUCAAGCAUUGAAAUGAAACAACAAACUCCACGAAAAACUUAAGAGGGGAUAAAUAAUACAAAAUAGUUGUUAAACGACAAAUGACUUUCCGCUCCCUUCCCACAUACACAUAGGAUAUUUUUCAGCAUUUUCCUUCCUCAUUAGUUGAAGGAUUUUUUUGGGGCAUGAUUUUGUCGCUAUGUCAAACGACUGUAAAACACUCUGGAGGAAUUUGAGAAUGAGGAGUUUUGGUUUAUCAAUUGUUCGUUUAGAAAGAAAAUAAAAAACAAAAUAUUUUAUUUUUACCGGUGAGAGAGCAAUAAAUAUUAGAGUUCACUGUAUUUUUUAAUCUGUAAAUAAAAUAGGUAGAAUACACAGUAUAAAAUGAAAAUGAAACAAAUUUGUUGCUACUGUUGGGACAUUGGAGGAUACGCGUCAACUUGACUCUCAUACGAUUCAGUUGCUAUUAUUUGUUAAAGUCAAUUUUCCCCCAAUUUUCAUGUAAAACAAGUGUCACACAGUUUGCCAGAGACGUCCCAUUUUGUCUCAUGUUUCCUUGUGUUUGGGGACAGUGAAACCAGAACAAUGAUUUUUUAUCGAUUGAUUUUUUCGUUUCAAAAUAAAGAAAAAAUGAUGCAAAAUUGCUUUUUUUCCUUUCUUGACUCAAUUUUUUUUUUCUACAAAAGAUAUUUGAGUACUGCUUUUUGUUCAAUUCCAUAUUUUAUUUCAAGAAAUGGUAUGUGCCAUUCCAGAAUGUUAUGAACAAAUAAAUGAGUAACUAAGCACAAUCCCAUUGACCAGAAAACAAAACUUGGUGUAUAAAGAGAACAUUUCAAGAAUUGAUAAAAAUAUGUAAGUAGUUGAAAAUAAAAUGCAAUUUCGUCUAGUA
Messenger RNA from Diachasma alloeum, 1465 nucleotides. It is a transcript of the gene Pmi, whose product is annotated as transmembrane protein 11 homolog, mitochondrial. The record is from RefSeq and is a predicted model, not a curated record. The coding region runs from base 86 to 613 and encodes 175 amino acids. The transcript has 3 exons. Gene Ontology annotation, biological process: inner mitochondrial membrane organization. Gene Ontology annotation, cellular component: mitochondrial inner membrane. NCBI's taxonomy places the organism in Eukaryota, Metazoa, Arthropoda, Insecta, Hymenoptera, Braconidae.